Sphaerulina musiva SO2202 is the source of this 1614-nucleotide messenger RNA. Its product is annotated as glycoside hydrolase family 79 protein. The transcript is spliced from 2 exons. The annotation marks the transcript as partial. Lineage: Eukaryota; Fungi; Ascomycota; Dothideomycetes; Mycosphaerellales; Mycosphaerellaceae. The record is from RefSeq and is a predicted model, not a curated record.
GAAGACGACGACGACGACGACAGCAUGAAGCUCCUCCCCGCAUUGUCCCCCAUGACUCUCAUGGCUGUACUCGCUCGAUCAACCGAUAUCAUCACCACCAUCCCUUCGGCCCCGCCGCUGCAUGCAAAUACGCCCUUGGACCAAUUCCUCUCCUACUCCAUCGAGUUCUCGUCCUUUGUCGACUACGCUGGCAAUCUCUCCCACCCCAACACCUACUCGGACACCCUGCUGGAAAACAUCGCCCAUUAUGCCGGACGCAAACCCUUGGUUCGCGUCGGCGGGAACACCCAAGACCUCACCAUCUUCAACUCUUCCCAAAAGCAAGCUGUGGAGCAGCAGUUCUCCGCCUCGAAUCCCGAUUAUCCUGCCAACCAGACCAUCGGCCCCGCCUUCUUCGAGUCCUACCUGACCUGGCCGGGAGUACUGUUCAGUCACGGCUUCAACUUGGCCGCGACAGCUCCCGAACACCAGCAGGCUGUGCUCGACUCCGUGUACUAUGCCUGCCGUACCCUACGAGACAAGCUGUAUGCCUGGGAGCUCGGAAACGAACCCGACUUUUACGCCGUCAAAGCUUUGAAUCCGACUCCUCCUCGUCAGACGGGAUAUACGGAAGCACAGUAUGUGGCAGAAUGGCUCGCAUUAUCACAAAGGAUGCGCCGUCACAUGCAAACCUCAUGUCCCGAUCUGGCCCAGCACCAGCAUCCAAGGUUCUGGGGCCCAUCGCUUGCGGGUAAUCCAGCUUUGAGCAAUUUCAGCGCCCCCAAAGUCUUCUCCGCCGGCUACAAUAGCGAAGAGUCCAUCAGCAUGAUUUCUCAACACAAGUAUAUCGCCGCUCGUGGUGAUGCGGGUCUCUCACUGCAAGGAACACUCAUGAACCACACCAACAACAAGAGGGCGGUCAGCGAGCUGUUAGCCGUCUCCGCAUCGAUUCAAGCCAUCUCCAAUGAGACUCUUCGGCCCCAAAACGCCGCCUUCAUCCUGGGCGAAGGCAAUUCUUUGGCUCGACAAGGCAUUGGCGGCGUCUCCAACUCCUUCGGUGCUGCACUCUGGGGCUUCGACUAUGCUCUCACUCUGGUGGCGAAUGGCAUUGGACGAUGGCAUGUGCAUCAAGGCACCAACUAUCGCUACCAAGCCUGGCAGCCCGUGGAGACGAGGAACACGACCAAAGGAACGAAAGCGCCCUAUUAUGGCAACAUCGCCGCGGCUGCCUUUCUAGGAGAUCUCAGCACGAAGCAUCGUCCACAAAUCGCGGAUCUGGGUCUGCCUGGCUCGGAUCAAUCCGCUUUCGCGCUGUACACACGAGGCAGAUUGUCCAAGAUUGCUCUCCUCAAUCUGCGAGCGUGGAAUGCGACGAGCGAUAGCGCCGCUCGCCCGACCGAGUCGUACACCUUUCAGCUUCCCCGCGGAUACCGUCAGGCUUCGCUGCAGCGCUUGAGUGCCAAUGGAAGCGAUGCCAUCACCGGAGUGACAUUCGAUGGCUUCAGCUAUGCGGCGGAGCUGGACAGUGGCAGACCGGUGCGGUUGCAAAAUGUCACGUGUGAUGAGCACGUGGCUGUGAGAAACGGGAGAGUGACGGUGACUUUACCGCUCAGUAGUGCGGUCAUUCUGAAUUUG